AUGUGGCUCCCUGGCCGGCCACCAGCUCAGAGCAACCAGGAAGAGUCCCUGUCCUCACCUCCACCAAUCCCAGCCAAGGAGGAAGCUCUUGGUCGUCCCGGUUGCCAGGUGCCAGAGAAGACAGUGAGAAGCAUAAGGUAUUUAGACAAGGAAAUCGUAAACCUCAAAAAGGAUCUUGUUCGAAGCCGCUUCCUGAUGCAGUGUGUGAAGAUAGGCCGUGGAUAUUUUAACAUACUUCAAGAGGAAAAUGCCAUGAAAAAGAAGCAACAGCAACUCCAGAAGCUGAGGGAGGAAGAGUUAAACAAAUUCCAACCAGCCAAGAAGUACUCAGACAUCCAGUGCAGGGACAAUAUGAUGACCGCCUACGAGGAGGAGAAGUUAAAGAAGCUGGAGGCCGGCAUCAUUAUCCGACCAUUCAUACCAAUCCACAGCUGCAUCAUGGGGCCCAACUUGCCUGAGUCUCACGUGGAUCCCCUCUACCGUCAGCUGUGUGCACUCCACUGGCUCCUAGAGGCCCUGACUAUCGACCAUACCCACCACGUCAUGAGGCCCUUGAUUGCCUGCUGGAACCCCAAGGACCCAGGUGGCAGCAAGAGCACAAUAAAGAAGAUCAACAAGGACAAGUCUAUGGGGCAGAGGUGGGAUCACUUCGUCACAGCACCGAAGACCAAGAAACUCAAAGCCCCUGCUAUUCGCACAGCCAGCCGCAAACCCAGCCGGCGAGGCUCCACUCUCAGUCUGACUCGAACCAGUGGGGGUUCUUCUCCCCAGAGCAGUAUGAUUUCUGUGAACCCUGGCUCUGACGAACCCCCAAGUGUGGCCACUGGCAGCAAAGACAUUGAAGACAAUGAGUCAUGGUCAACUAAGCCAGAUGAAGAAACUCUCCAUAUCCACCUGCAGAAGCUCCUGGAGAUGGUCCGGGAAGACGCCCGAAGAGCGAUGACGCUGCUUGAGAUGCAGACGAAAGUUCCCAGCAUCCUGAAUCUAGUCAAGCCAGUCAAGAGUGAUUCUGGCUGGAAGGAUUUGCAGACCACCCACAAGUCCAGCGAGAGAUCCAGCACAACAAGUGGAGAAAGCCACAUCCAGGUGACCCAGAAGAAGUCAAAGGGCCGGGCUAACAUCAUCCAUUGCAAGAGUGGGGUGUGUAGCACUUUGCGGGCCAAGUUUUACAGCAUAGCCCAGGAGGCUGGCUUCUGCCUACAAGACAAGAUGGAGAUCCUCUUGAAGCGCCAAGAAGAACGGGGUCUCCUGAAGUUCCAGUCUUUUAUCCUUGCCACGAAUUACCAAAAGGAUAUGGCAAAGAUGAGGCACCCGAUCUCAGUGCUGAAGGGGGACGCAGAAGAGAUUGCAGAUCACUGGUACUUUGAUCUGUUGUCCAAACUCCCUGAGGAUCUGAAGAGCUUCCGGCCUGCAAAAAAGAUACUGGCAAAACUACAGAAGUUUGGAGAGAACCUGGACCUGAGGAUCCGGCCACAUGUCCUCCUGAAGGUGCUCCAGGAGUUUCGAACCUGGGAGCUGUGCUCCCCAGACAUUGCGGUGGCCAUUGAGUUUGUGCGAGAACACAUCAUCCAUAUGCCGCAAGAAGAUUACAUCGACUGGCUACAGAGCCGGGUCAACAUGCCCAUCCGGCAGCGGACCCCCCUGACAUAG
Cricetulus griseus (Chinese hamster) is the source of this 1650-nucleotide messenger RNA. Lineage: Eukaryota; Metazoa; Chordata; Mammalia; Rodentia; Cricetidae. The record is from RefSeq and is a predicted model, not a curated record.